Fulvia fulva is the source of this 669-nucleotide messenger RNA. RefSeq lists its product as uncharacterized. The coding region runs from base 1 to 669 and encodes 222 amino acids. The transcript has a single exon. Lineage: Eukaryota; Fungi; Ascomycota; Dothideomycetes; Mycosphaerellales; Mycosphaerellaceae. The record is from RefSeq and is a predicted model, not a curated record.
AUGGACAGCCUAAUCGCAGAAUUGACCAAAUCCUUCGCGGGCCUCACCUUGACCUCACCUAACAAGCAGAAGACAUCGUUCUUGGAACUCCCACAAGAGCUGCGCGACAUGAUCUACGAAUUCGCGUACAGCGGCAGAGAAAUCAUCGAUCGCGGCGAUGUUGACCACAAAGGCACGCAUGUGGCCCGCCCUGGAAGAAAGGUCACUAGCUAUCCUGCCGCUCUCCUGACUGUCUCCAAGCAGAUUCGACUCGAAGCUAGUCCUUACUACUACAAGCUCUGCACCUUCCACUUCGAAGGGCGCGACGCAACGUACUACUGCUUUGCAUUCAUCAAGGCGCUCGAGCCGCAGUAUCGGAAUCUCCUACAAGACGUGCGUGUGCAUUCCCACGGACAAGUGCCUAGUGGCUACGAUCCCUUCAUCCACUCGUCAAUAGGAUUCAUUGAUGGUCAUAAGCUGCGUUCAGUCCAGUGGCAUUGGCGUCAUCUGCAAGAUUGCAUUCGUAACGCGUCAAUAUUGAUCGCGAAGGAUGUGCUGAAGACUAGGCUGGAGAUUGUGAGCUGGGACCAUGAGCAGAUCAGAGACUUCUGGUGUAGUGAUCCGACUAUAGCAGGGCUGGGAUGUACUAGAUUCGAGCGAGGCUACGAUCAGUACAAGGGUCUUGAUUAA